Messenger RNA from Aureobasidium uvarum, 759 nucleotides. The record is from the annotation of a GenBank genome assembly. Lineage: Eukaryota; Fungi; Ascomycota; Dothideomycetes; Dothideales; Saccotheciaceae.
AUGACUCCACCACAAUCUCGCGCGUUCAUAACAUCUCUCAUCAUAUCACUCAACACAUCAUCAACCACAACCACAACCGCAACCACACCAAUACCCAACCCUCUCAAACAAGCAACCGCAGCGGAUCGAUCAGUCCUCCUAACCCUCCAUGUACUAUUUCCAAACGAAUUGCUGUCAGCCCUGGAUCUCCUGGACCGCGAACUAGUCGUCCGACUACUUCCAAUCUCAGAAUCCAAUGUCCCGCCACCGAUCCCAGAACAAUCUCGAGAGCCAAACCAGGACACGGAUACACAACAAGUGCCAGACACGAACACGGACCAAGGCAACUCUACUACUCUAGACGAUGGAAAGGAUAGUGGCAAGACGAAAAAAGAUCAUAAAAAUGCAGUCUACUACGUCCGUUCAGCACAACAAACCUCGUCGAAUUCGCGCUUCAGGGAUCCGGUGGCAUCGACUACACAUUACGAAGUAAGGACAUCAAGUUGGAGUUGCUCAUGUCCUGCCUUUGUAUUCUCUGCUUUUCCGGCGGCUGCGUCUACUGAUAGCGAAGAGCAAGAGGAAGAUGAAGAUGCAACUGUGGAAGCAGACGAUCAAGAGUGGAUGGUUGGUGGCUUGUCUUUGGGCAAGGACGUGCCGAUGUGUAAGCAUCUACUAGCUUGCGUGUUGGCAGAGAGAGGAGGACCGUUCGGGGGUUAUGUCAAGACGAGGGAGGUCAGCGUGGAAGAGCUUGCAGGGUGGGCUGCAGGGUGGGGUGGCUAG